CCUCAUACCGAAACUGAAAUGUAAAGUCCCGCUCAUUUUGACUUCCAUAACAACUUUCGCUCAGCUUUUGAGGAUGCUCAGUGAAUUUUUAAAAAUUGGAUGGAUGAUUUGAACAAUGAGGAGCUUCAAAAGUGGUUGAAGUUUUCGAACCAACCUGACCCUAAAUAUAUCAAGCCUUACUCUUUAUAUCGUGGCCUUUUCUACAGUGAAAACGUAUGUGAUUUUGUUAUGAAUUUGUGCAGGCUGUUAAAAGCCCCUGAUGAAGUGGCGUUCAGAACGAUUGAAAUGUUCGACAGAUUUUUACUUCUGUACUUUAAAAACUUGUCAUUCGAAGAGUGGAUAACUAAUUUUGACCAGCCUUGCCGACCAAAGAAGAAAAAAAUUGUACUUUUUCUAAUCACUGUCCUACAAGUGGUCACAAAGUUGAUUUAUAGACAUAAAAUCCUUAAAACAUCAGAUGCCGAAAAGGUUAUGCUUAAAUUAGGUCAUCCAUCUAUCAAAAAUGAGAUUAUAGAUGCUGAGUUGUGUGUACUAAACACUUUGCAAGACUCUCUUAUGUACAGAACUCUAGAGGAAUGUAUAGAGUUUCUUGCUGUUGUUUUUACUAGCAAGGAUAGCAAAAUACAUUUCCCACUGAAAAAAGAGGUGAUGUUCUACGUCUACUGUAAAUACAAUUAUCUGAACCUAGAACUGAAAAAAUAUAACCUUCUUUUUAAGUCAUCUACACAUACACUUAUUCUUCUCGGUUCAGCAGUAUUGUUCUCGUGUUUAAUACUGAAUAAUCACGGUAGGAAAAUCAAUGUUCUACGUUUGGUUGUCAAAUCGCUGGGAAUCGUGAGCUCACAAGACAUCCUGAAAGCAACGUUUAUUCUAUUAAAAUCAAUAUAAAAUUUAUCACUGGUCAUCCUCCAUUUUUACCCGGAAAACUUGGAUUUAUCAUUUAUUAUGCCUGCAAACUUAACCGGUUUUUGCCAGGAAAUUCCUGUCGGUGUCAACUAUCUUUAUGUAAAGCCAAUUUUAUCAGUUGCUUUUUGUGUACUUGAUAGUUCAUGACUGAUGAUUAAUUUAAACUGACUGCUUAUAUACUAGGACAGGAGCUGGAAAUUGCUUGAAGGUCUAUGAAUUCUGACCUCUAAGGAAGACUGGAUAUUUGCUCAGUGCUGUUGAAAAACGUAUUCAUAAUUAUUUCAAUGAAGUUCUGAUAAACAUAAAUGGUAUCGUGUACAUAAUUAUAAUUACGAACGCAGUCAUUUGUCUUUUUCGGUUUGUUUCUUUAUGCUGUUUUGCUCUUGUUUGUACCGCUUUGACAAGUAAAAAUGACUCUCUGACUUUAUAAUACAUUAUUUGGUUCAAA
Molecule: messenger RNA, 1354 nt
Organism: Schistosoma margrebowiei
Lineage: Eukaryota; Metazoa; Platyhelminthes; Trematoda; Strigeidida; Schistosomatidae
Source: the annotation of a GenBank genome assembly